GGCAUGGAUCAAAUUUAAAAUUUAGCAAAGAAGAUGAAACGAGGAGUACAACGGAUAGUUGUGAUCAGGAAUAAAAAGCAGACACACGACACGUGAAGAAGAUCAUAUUCUGCAGAAGAAAGUAAACAUGAUUACCUGGGUGGAGCGCAGCGCCGAGAGUAGCAGUCCUGGCGCCCACAAUGCGAAUCACCAGAACUUCCCCGUUGGGGGUCUUGCCGUCCCGGAGGCGCUGGUUAUGUCAUAUCAAAAUGAAAAAUCCCCCCUCCCCAUAUCAAAACGGAAUUUCUGAUGCUGGAUCUGUGUACACAAAUGCGCUCUGUAUUGCAGGAAGGCACUGUGGCCAGAUACCCAGCCUAGGCAGAGGCGUCUGGGUCUAGUUGUUCAGCAUGGCAAACAGCUCCCCUUUAGGCCAAACAGCAUGACAAACGGCGUCCAUAAUGGCGCGGCAGCUUCCGCCUUUGUCUUCUUGCAGCACAAAUGUGAUUUGUGGCCUCAAAUCAGCAACGCAAAUUUUCGGAAACAUACCGUUUCAAUAUGGGGAGGGAGAGUUUUUCCUUUCGAUAUGUCAUCCUCUGGCUCAACAUCUGCCGCCGUGCAUCACGGGGAUACUAUGUUGGCCGCCCACGUGGAAACGCAGCGGCACCGAGGAGCACCACCUGAAGGAGCCGUUGGACAUCAGUUGUCUUCGGGGCCAGCAUUGUUUCCCACUUCACGACACAAGAAGUUGAGAACCAUUCCGUUCCAGACCACGCAGCGGCAUGUGCUGGCUAUCUGGGUACUACUCAUCAUUUUCGUCCUCCUCGCCCCAUGGCGAAGAUUUUUCUCGGAAGAUAAAGCGGACCAGGGAAAUAACAGCGCCAGUAGUACAACCGAGUCGGAUCAUCCUCAACAGCAGAGCGACAACAGCCCUGGAAGUACAACAAGCACCACUUCUUCUGAUACUGCUUCGGCAACAGGAGAUCCAGACCUCCCGCCGCGAGUUGACCUGCUUCUCCACCACGAACUGUCCAACAGUUACGUUUUUCUCGGCGCGAGGCAGCAUGUGCUCUUACUCCUCUGCUUGCUAAUUGCCACGACGACGACGCGGCACGUGAUCCUGCUCCAAGACCGGAUUGUUCUUCACCUCGGCCCGUUUCCCGUGUGCUUGUUCCUGAUCCGGAUUCCCUACACGGCGAUUCUGAGUGUCGACGUGCGACAGUCGUUUGACACCUGCGGCGGGAAGUGUUGCUGUAGUCUUGUUGGAGGGCGCAAGAAAACUGACGCAGCAGUGGAUUGUUCUGGUCAAGAUCUGGGGAUGGACGAUAGAACGCUGCCGAAACUACAUACGAAAAAAGGCCUUUGGAAAACAUUCACCGACAGCCCGUUUUGGUUCUACCGCAGCUGGCUAUACACUGGCUGUCCGAUUUUCGGUGGGCAUCAUCAACUCGGGAGUUGCUGUCCCGCGGCUGUUGCACUGUUGGUGCAGCAGGCAUCCAGGCGAGUGGAGCUGUUGACACAUGCGGUUUUUUCAGGGAAGAAAGUUCUUCCAGUUCCGGACAGGAACCAUUAUCAUUCAGGACAGUCUCCGACACCACCGCGCAAAAAACACGAGUUUCUGUUCCUACGCGUCAACAUUUCGGCGGUCGAGCGGCAGGCGUGGCAAGAAAGGAAAAUCGCACACGCACAUUUGCUUCCAUCACCUCGCGGGGGAGAGGCUGGUGCAACAGCAUCUUCAGUGAAAAUAACACCAGAUCAGGGAGCACCGCCAGCACUGAACACCAUGGGCGAUAAACCUCAGUUAGAAGGUAUCCAGAUGGUCAGCUCGGAAAAGAAAAAUGAUCAUGAUGUGGUAAUGAACAACCUCGACUUAGAACAGGGAACUCUCCUCAGCGCCGGUAUUAGGUCGGGUAGUUUCCAAAGUACUGAUGUGAUACAAGAAAUCUGCGUUGCUAUUCCAGAUGCGGAUUUGGUGCAGCAAUUUAUCGAGCAGAAGUGGUACCAAGAUUGCGAGUGCUCCACCUUAACUGAGGCGGUCUGGGUGCCGUGCGACGGAUACUAC
Messenger RNA from Amoebophrya sp. A120, 2038 nucleotides. The record is from the annotation of a GenBank genome assembly. NCBI's taxonomy places the organism in Eukaryota, Dinophyceae, Syndiniales, Amoebophryaceae.